Pollicipes pollicipes is the source of this 2365-nucleotide messenger RNA. RefSeq names its product SRSF protein kinase 3. Gene Ontology annotation, molecular function: ATP binding; protein serine/threonine kinase activity. The coding region runs from base 215 to 2272 and encodes 685 amino acids. Lineage: Eukaryota; Metazoa; Arthropoda; Thecostraca; Pollicipedomorpha; Pollicipedidae. The record is from RefSeq and is a predicted model, not a curated record. Gene Ontology annotation, biological process: spliceosomal complex assembly; regulation of mRNA processing; peptidyl-serine phosphorylation. The transcript has 13 exons. Gene Ontology annotation, cellular component: nucleus; cytoplasm.
AGGUGGGGGUGGAAUUUUUGUGGAUUUCGUGAUUUGUCGGAGAGGUUAGAGUGUGUGCAUGUGGAAUUUGAGGUGCCGGUGAAAUGUGGAAUGACAGCGGAACUUUGCGGUGUGGCGGUAAAGUUAGGGUUCAGUUGAAUGUUCGGGUUUAAUCCGAAUUUUUGUGUUAGUUUGGUUUGAGGUUUUACCUGAGCGCAAAGACAAAGGAGGCGAAAUGCCUGGGAUGAAUACGGCUGUGAAUAGAAAAGUGCGCGCCAUCCAGGCGAAGAAGAAGCGACCGAAGCGGCCGACGGCCAAGCUCAAGCAGCAGAUCCAGACGGCCAACGCCGACCGCAACCGCACCAAGACCGCUGAGCCGAACAGGACCGAGUCAUCCCGCACGGAGACGAGCGUCUCCGAGAAGGACAGCGUGCCCAGCGAUGAGGAAGAGGAGGAGGAGGAGGAGGAGAUCCUCGGCUCGGAUGACGACGAACAGGAGGCGCCGUCCGACUACAAGCCCGGUGGCUACCACCCGGUGCAGAUCGGCGACAUGUUCCACGGCCGCUACCACGUCAUCCGCAAGCUGGGCUGGGGACACUUCUCCACCGUCUGGCUCUGCUGGGACAUCCGGGACAAGCGAUUCGUGGCGAUGAAGGUGGUGAAGAGUGCCAGCCACUACACAGAGACAGCCCUGGACGAGAUCAAACUGCUCAAAUGCGUCCGCGACAGCGACGAGGACGACCCGUUCCGGGAGCGCACCGUCCAGCUGCUCGACGACUUCAAGAUCAACGGCGUCAACGGCACGCAUGUCUGCAUGGUGUUCGAGGUGCUGGGCCACAACCUGCUGAAGCUCAUCAUCCGCAGCAACUACCAGGGCAUUCCGCUGCCGAACGUCAAGUCCAUCGUCAAGCAGGUGCUGGAGGGACUCGACUACAUGCACACCAAGUGCAAGAUCAUCCACACGGACAUCAAGCCCGAGAACGUGCUGCUGUGUGUGGACGAGGCGCACGUGCGCCGGCUGGCCGCCGAUGCCGCCCAGGUCCAGAAGAUGGGACUCAAGCUGCCCGGCUCGUUCAUGGCGACGGCGCCCAAACAUCUGCAGCAGCCCGACCCGGCCACGCUGUCCAAGAACAAGAAGAAGAAGCUGAAGAAGAAGGCCAAACGGCAGGCGAAGCGCCUCGAGCAGAUGGCCGAGCUCACCGAGCAGUGGGAGAAGGAGCAGGCGUCGGCGGCCGAGGGCGGCACAGUCUCCUCCGCCGCCGGCGAGACGCCGACCGCCGCCGCCGCCGCCGCCGCCGCAGAGACGCCUGCGCAGGCGCCGACCGGGACGAACGGCACCCAGGAGAACGGAGACGCGUCGCAGAACGGCGACGACGACGGCUCUGAGACGCCGCGGGAGAACGGCGAGGAGACGCCGCGGGAGAACGGCACGGCGGAGACGCCGCCGGAGGAGACGCCGCGGCAGGAGACGCCACCGGAGGAGACGCCCCGGGAGGCGGCCGACGUGGGCGCCGCCGCCGAGAAGGUCGCCGAGCGGAAGCGCGACUCAGAGCCGAGCCGGGACCGUCAGAAGGGCGGCGCCAACGGCGAGGCCGCCAAACUGGCGAACCGCCAGAGCCUGGCCAACAUGGAGGUGGCGCUGGUGGAGCACUCGGGCGUGGGCGAGACGGUGACGCUGCCGUACGACCUGGAGCCGGCGGCGACCGUGGCCGGCCAGGCCACUGACGACGCGGCGCCGCCCAGCGCUGGCGGCACCGCGCCCGCCAAGAAGCCCGAUCCCGUGCACGAGGUGUGCGAAAUGAAGGUGAAGAUCGCUGACCUGGGCAACGCCUGCUGGACGAACCACCACUUCACGGAGGACAUCCAGACGCGCCAGUACCGCUGUCUGGAGGUGCUGCUGGGCGCCGGCUACGGGCCGCCGGCCGACAUCUGGUCGACGGCCUGCAUGGCGUUCGAGCUGGCCACCGGCGACUACCUGUUCGAGCCGCACACUGGCAACAACUACAGCCGCGAUGAGGACCACAUCGCGCACAUCAUCGAGCUCAUGGGCGACAUACCCAGGAAGAUCAUGUUCAAUGGCAAAUACUCGCGCGACUUCUUCAACAAGAAAGGCGAGCUGCGCCACAUCACCAAGCUGAAGCCGUGGUCGCUGCACGAAGUGCUGCAGGAGAAGUACGAGUGGCCUGAGGCCGAUGCGGUCGCCUUCGCCGACUUCCUGCUGCCGAUGCUGCAGUUCGACCCGGAGCGGCGCGCCUCGGCGGCCACCUGCCUGCGCCAUCCUUGGCUCUUGUGACCUGCGCGGCGCCAGACGGCCCACCGCCCGGACGGCCCAUAUUUUUUGUACGCCGAGCGGCCUCCGGGUAGGGCGCGCGGCCGCGGCGCGCCA